UGGCCAUUAGUAUUAAAUCGGUCGAGGAACGUCCAGCACGGCGCGCAUUAUCCGGUAGAUACACAUUCGUCAGAUACAGAUACAAAUUGCAGAAAAUGGCUGAGCAGAAGAAGGCUCCAUUGCUGAAGAAGGAGGAGGACUACGUGAAGGCCCUCGAGGGCUUCAUCAACCCCGAAACCGAUCAGGUGGCCCUGCUGCUGGAUUACGAUGGUACUCUGGCCCCCCUGACCGAGGAGCUCUCGGUGAUGCCCAAGGAUACUGAAAUCAACAUCAAGAAACUGGCCGGCAACGACAAAAUCUUCAUGGUCGUCUUCUCCGGACGGGAGCUGGCUGAGAUCAAGAACCACCUCAAGUUCCCCAAUGUCACCUAUGCCGGUAACCACGGUCUGGAGGUGGAGUAUCCCUCCGGCAAGAAGUUCAAGAUUGAGAUGCCCGAGGAGCUGCUGGAGAAGCACAACAAACUGGUGGCUGAGCUCAAGGAGAAGGUCGUGUGCUCUGGUGCCUGGGUGGAGGACAAGAAGAUCUCGGUCACCUACCACUACAAGGGUGUCACCGACAAACUGAAGACCAAGCUGAUCGGCGAGGCCAAGGCUCUGAUCCAGGCCCAUGGAUUCCAGCUGAUCGAGACCCCCUACGCUCUGGAGGGCAAGCCCCGCGUCAACUGGGACAAAGGUGAGGGUGCCAAGAUGAUCCUGGAGAAGCAGUUCGAUGCCGACUGGGCCAAGAACCUGAAGAUCAUCUAUGUGGGCGAUGACACCACCGACGAGGAUGCCAUCAAGGUACUGCACGGUAUCGGCAAGACCUUCCGCGUCUCCGAGCUGCCCACCCUGAAGACCUAUGCCAACUACCAGAUCAAGACCGUUGAGGAGGUCGGCUGGCUCCUGAAAGCCGUGCAGGCCUACUACGAGAAGAAGAAGAAGGCUUAAGCGGAUCGCCCCCUCCCCCCCCAAAAAAGGAUAUUAAGCUUAAGCUAAAUUCCACGUACACUCACAAAAAUACCACACACAUACGCACAUAAUUACACAACAUACAUACAACACAUACGCGGGAAAAGGACAUGUCCCAAAUGUCCUUGCUUGCCCCAACAAAAAAAAAAUCUAUUUUCUGUAUCUUUGAUUUUGCCAAAUAAAAACAUAAAUACAACAUUUUACAUAA
This is a messenger RNA of Drosophila bipectinata, 1155 nucleotides long. RefSeq lists its product as uncharacterized. The record is from RefSeq and is a predicted model, not a curated record. Gene Ontology annotation, biological process: trehalose biosynthetic process. Lineage: Eukaryota; Metazoa; Arthropoda; Insecta; Diptera; Drosophilidae. Gene Ontology annotation, molecular function: trehalose-phosphatase activity.